ACGACAUGCAAUUUUCCCCUAUUCUUUUAUAUAUAAGGAAAUACCUAUAUGCUUUUGAAACUGGUAACUAAAAAAAGACAGCCGAAUUAAUAAAUUCAUCCCAGUAAUAACUGUAUAAAAUUGUAUUUUAAAUAAAGAACACGCAGUUUUCGCUUUGAAAAUAGAAAAAAAUAUAUAUAGGUCAGUCAGUUUUGUUUCUCGACGGAAGUGGCUAUUAAUAAUAAUAGUGAAAUACCACGUGUCGCAAGGGUUUGGGGCCAUUUACUUCGUUAUUUUCACGACACGACAUUCUGUUAUUUGAUUUUUAUUCUAGUAGUUAACGCAUAGUUACCGUCUUCUAUUUUUAAAAGGGUAAAAGGAGUAACAUUGAGCUAAUCCGUUUCAUGGUUUAACCGGCCAGACCUCUGUUUAGCUGGUCUGAGUUGGUUACAACUUUCUUUGGUUUCCUUAGGCUAGACAUUUUCGGUUUCAACACUUAGGUACAACUUGUUUGCUGUUUACAAAAAGCGAUAUAGGUAUUUGUAGGCUUGCCUCGUCACACGCGUCUCUCUUUCAACUUCGCGGGUCCCGUUUUCUUUCGGGGCCGUGAUUCCAAGAAGCCCGGUGCCUGCGUAAAUUUAAACCAAACAAUUUUAAAGAUUCGGUUGUGAUUUUGCAACUGGCAGCCAGCCCGCCUUCAACCCUCUUUGGGAAUGCUAUUGGUGUCUAUAGCUUCCAGGGUGAUGAGUCCCUUAGUCGCCUCAUAUGGCAUUUACGAGUAAGAUAAUGUAAGAGAAUGUGUAAUUACAGCUUUCGGGUUUCUUCGGGAACCAACUCAGUUUUAUCAUGCAAAUCUCCUUCUAAAGGUGAUGAUGGGUGGGUGCAGUGAAUUAAAAAAUACCCUGUAUUUAAAUUUUAUAUCUAUACAUUAAACAUAAUCACGACAGUAUUGGAAGUUAGGGCAGGGCUUAGGAAAUAAAAAUACGUAUCAACAGUUCAACGAUCUGUAAUCAAGUGAAGUCAUACUGAAGUGAUAAAUAUGAAGCAAAAGAAUGAAUUUUGACAUUUGACGUAUGGAUGAAUGAAUGGAACUUGGAUUUUUGUAUCAAUAUUCCAACAUACAGGCCAGUGGUUGCGCUGCGUGCUGUCAAAGUUAUUAGUCACACUCGCGCGGCCGGCACCAUCACCCUAAUUGUCAUUGCUUUACGGUCACCAAAAAAACGAACUACAUGAUUUUUUAAAUAAUAAGUCACGGAUUAGUUCAAUUUAAAUUGAUUAACUAUCUAAAUAGCUAUGUUAUGAUACGGAUAUUAUAAUAUUUUAAAUUAAAAACAAGGACAGUCCAUUGUUAUAAUUAGAGAAUUUAAGUAAUAUUGUUUAUGGAUUAUCAACCAAGAUAAAGAAAGAAUUUAGAAAUAUGCAAAUAUUUUUUUUUCUACAAAUUAUUACUUAUAAUAAAUAAAUACUCCAUAUGAUCCAUAUCCAUACUAACUUAUAACUGUGACAAUGUGUUUGUUUGUCCAUCUUUCUCGUCAAAACGGAACUCAAAGUUCCGUCAUUGAGGUGAUAUUUGGUGUAGAGAUACGAGUAGUUUCAGAGCUCGGGAGACAUCAGUUAACGGACAGAGUCGCGAGCAACAACUUAAAUAAAUAAUAACUAGGUAUUCCAGAUCAAAAAAAUGUUGACCUAAAACUCCAAUUUUAAAAUUAAAGUCUAGAUCAAUUAGGUUUUAUUUUCUGUUGCUGUCGCUACAUUACUAUAGAAGCCGCGAGUCCCGUCGCCGCAUCAACCACCCUCCAAGCGCGCUGUACAGCUCCCUGAGCGAGCGCCUGCGCACGCGCACCCCUGCAGCGUUGCAAUGCGCGCUGUUCUGUGGCGGAGCACGAUGCCAGUACGAGCUGCCGCAGCCGGCGCACGCGGCCGUGCAGGGACUAUAUUCUAGCUGGAUCACGGAUGACAUCUUGGCGAUGGCGCGGCCCAGCACCGCCAGUAUCGCGGCCAGGAACAUCAUACAGCAGUUCCAUAGCUGGGGCAUCCGGACUAUCAUAAACCUGCAGACCCCGGGCGAGCACGCGAGCUGCGGGCCCCCGCUCACUCGCUCCGGGUUCACAUACGACCCCGACAUCUUCAUGGCUAAUGAUAUAUACUACUACAACUUCGCGUGGCCGGACUACGGCGAGGCGAGCCUCUGCGGGCUGCUGGACAUGGCGAAGGUCUUGUCCUUCGCUUUGCAAGAAGGGCGGGUGGCCAUACACUGCCAUGCAGGUCUGGGGCGCACAGGCGUGCUGAUCGCCUGCUACCUGGUGUACUCCCUCAGGAUCCGCGCUAAUGACGCCAUCCGCCUCGUCAGGAAGAAGAGGCCGAAGUCUGUGCAGACGUCUGGACAGAUCCUGUGUGUGCAGCAGUUCGAACAUUACCUACUGCCGCAGACUGUUAUGUUUAGCUCCAAAGAAGCGCUGAUGCUGUCGAAGCAGCCGAGGAGCGCGGAGUUCACGCUGCGGCAGCUCGUGCACCGGCAGCGCGCCGUGCUGCACGGCCUGCACGAGCGCGCCUUCCGUCUGCUGCCCAGGAUAAUAUACUGCAUCUGUGAGCGCCUGCUCAAACUAUGCGGCUGCAGCCGCAGCGCGGGGCUCGACUUCCGAGUGAGGAGCCGCCCCUUCUACAAGAGCUUCCUCGUGCACAGGCUGAAGCAGACCAGGAAGCCUGAUCCGACCACACCUGAUACACCUUCUGAGGUUCCAGAUCACGUACCAACCUUACCAUUGUUGGAAUGGAGAGAUCCAGUGGAAGAAGAUAUCGACAGGAACCUGGAGACCGUCAGCAGGAUCACUGGGAAUUCCUGUACCGGGAAUGGGAAUAUUCCCGCGAUUCAGAUUUAUGAGGCAUUUGUGGUGGACCACAACAGUCUUCCGGAAGAACGACAGAAGUACAUUAAACAACUUCGUACCGACAUCAACCAGAGAAGGGAAGCUAUAGAUAGAAUUGACGAAGAAGAGGACCCCGUGGUGCUGAGCGGGCUGCUGAGCGCGUGGCUGGAGGGGCUGCGCGCGCCCGCGCUCGGCCGCGACGACCUCAGUCUCAUCGUGGCCAGGGGCCGCGACGUCCACAGCUGUCUGCUGUCUCUCAGCACGGAAGUCGCAAUGUUACUAGAGUACCUACUCCGCUUUGUGACUCGCCUACGCCCUCUAGCGGCGACCAAGAAAAUUGACAUUCUGAAACGCCUCACCGCUUCCCUAACCCACCAGACCGUUAUGGUCUGCGGGCGAUGUCUUCCAACUCGCAAAGACUUCUCCAGACUUCGUGAUGGAACCUCCAGUCAAGUCAUCAACUUUUUUUUAAGAACCAUUGUUGAAAUCCAAAGAGAUAUGUUGAAGGCGGGAAAAGAUGAUUCAGAUGUGGUUGUGCCGGUGAGGAGAUCGAAAAUAAAGGCUUGGAAAUAAAUCUUCGUUUUAUGUUAAC
This is a messenger RNA of Plodia interpunctella (Indianmeal moth), 3438 nucleotides long. RefSeq names its product protein tyrosine phosphatase domain-containing protein 1-like. Bases 1947 to 3419 code for a protein of 490 amino acids. Gene Ontology annotation, cellular component: cytoplasm. Gene Ontology annotation, molecular function: protein tyrosine phosphatase activity; protein tyrosine/serine/threonine phosphatase activity. Lineage: Eukaryota; Metazoa; Arthropoda; Insecta; Lepidoptera; Pyralidae. The record is from RefSeq and is a predicted model, not a curated record. The transcript is spliced from 12 exons. Gene Ontology annotation, biological process: protein dephosphorylation; cilium assembly.